AGGGCUUUGAGUUUCGUGGUAUCACUUCCGCAGCUCGGUUGUCAGAGGUGCGUUCAGUGCUCUGCUGCGGUGUGGACAUCUCAGCUCUCUGUUUACUCUUUGCAUGUCCAAAAGUCAUGGAUGAACCAACCGAAGAACAAACAUACAUUUUUUUUCGUUCAGCAUGUCAACUUAGCUCCACAGUGACAAAGAAAUCGCCGUAGAUGUGGAAUAAUUCAAUAGAAGAGGAAUGGAAAUGUUGACAGGUUGAGCCUCACUUCGGACUGCCAUCAACACCUGGCAGAGUAGACCUCCGUACUGUCACCCUGCAAAGUCUCCUGUGGUCUGCCCAACUGAUCAAAAUGUCCUCACAACGGGGAGACAUUCCAGCACUUGAGUCUGGCACAUCUUCCGGACUCUUCGGUGCCUUUUCUUCUCCAAUUGGAAUGAACCGGCGCACUGUAAGCUAUGACGAGCUCAUGGAUGCCACCAUGCAUUCACCACCUUCAGACUUCAACGCUAACAUCUUUUGGAAAGAUCCUGUCAUCCCACAACACAGGUUCAGGAAUACUGCAGAGGAAAGUGGGAGUGGUGGGAAGUUGGUGACUUUUGAGGCAGCAGCACCACCAGUCAAUCCCCAAGUGCCUGUUGUGAAAGCCAAAGCCACCUCUUUGAUGAGCUCUCUUAUGAUAAAGCAGACCCAGGACAACCUCCAUAAGUUUGAGCACCAGGCAGGGCUCACUGAUGCUGGGUAUUGUCCCCACAAGGGGCUUUCUGCUGAGGAGACUCGCUUUCACCGACUUGGUGACGGCGCCUUGCCAAAGUUGAGAAUGCCAACCGGGGACUUCAAGGAGGACAGGUGUACAACAUCAGCACAAUCCACCCCCAGUGUCACCCCUUCUGUCACCCCCUCCGUCACCCCCAGCGUCACCCCCUGUGUCACCCCCUCUGUAACUCCCCACACAUCACCGGCUGUUAGUCGCAGGAACUGGUUCCAGCUGAGUCCUGCGCCUUUUCUUGCCACACCAGAACUCACUUGUUCCAACCCCAGCACAGACAUGGGAGGAAAUGAGGGAGGAGGAGGAGGAGGGGGAGGGGGAGGAGGAGGAGGAGGAGAGAGGUGGAGCUUCUUUGGAAGUCGACCUGUGGUACAGAAGUCCCCCACUGACCCAGGCUGUGAUACCAGCUCAGGCUUCUCAUUGCAGUCCUACUUCGGCAUGCAGAAGUCCUCUACCAUGGAUAGCACCAACCCCCAGGUCAACUUCAAGGUGGACGACCCUGCCAACUUCAUGCCCCCGAAGAUUGAAAUCUCAGGCGUUGAUGCCAAACGGGCCCCCACACGGCCUCACAAACUUAAACCUCGGGACAUGAAUGUUUUAACACCUUCGGGCUUCUGAAGCCAAACCAGCUAUGAAGUGACACCUCUGUAUGACAUCUUUCCUCCGUCUGGGAGCUCAUUUGCUUUCUUGCCUUUCUCUUUCCCCUCUGCCUCGCCCCCUGCAUUUCACUAUGGCUGAGAGUACUGCAGAUCACCCGUAGUAGUAGCUCGUCCGGCCCGAGACAUCACCGCACUGUACCUCAUUUAAACUGACCUACUCUCAUGGACUGCCAUCUUCUGUUAACCCUUACUAACCCCUUCCUAUCUCUUCAGGCUCAUUGGGCCACAUUCACGCCAUUAAAGCAACUUCAUUUGUCAUUCCCUAUGAUGGUAUUGCUUGUAGUAGUAUUAUUAUGGUUAUCCUGUUACGUAAUGGGUGCAUUGGCAUGCAUUGCUUUGCUGUCUUUGUUCCAUGUCAAUGAUGACAUGAGAUUGAAGUUGUUGAAUUAUUUUCUCAGUCCUUUGCUCACGCUAUUCAGUUUAGCUUUGCCUGUGGGAAAUUUAACCAGCUAUUUCCUUCAUAGUGCUCAUUUGCCUCAUGUUGUUUUCUCAUUUUAUUUUGAACAAGCUUACAGAUUUGUAGUUAUAGUGCUUUCUCUGUUAGCAUGCAGAGUAGUGUUGGAUGACUGAUAUUGUGCCUAAACUUGCAACAUGUUUGCUUCAUCUAAGUACACUUUUAUUAUAUGGAAGAACAUAUUAUUUUACCCCGUUGGAGAGAAUGACUGAUGAAGAAGUGAUUUUCUAAUGAUUAUUUCAGCGUAAGUAUGUUUAUAUAGUUCUUAUUCAAUUCAAUCAACAUUGUUCAUUCUAAAUAGUAGUGUGAUGGGUUCAUUACAUUUUUUACGUGCAUUACUAUAGUAUUUAACAUGUUGUAAAAAUACAAACUAUUGACGUCGUCAAUUUUGCAUUUUCUGCCACAAUUCAAGAAUCCCUGCUGUUCUAUUUGAAAACGUUGAUUCCAAAAAGUUAUUGCACAAGGGAAAUAGUCCCCUACUUAGAUCUGUAAAUAAAUCUGAUCCUAAUAAGCAAA
Molecule: messenger RNA, 2387 nt
Organism: Eleginops maclovinus (Patagonian blennie)
Lineage: Eukaryota; Metazoa; Chordata; Actinopteri; Perciformes; Eleginopidae
Product: putative monooxygenase p33MONOX
Exons: 8
Coding region: 342-1376 (344 amino acids)
Cellular component (GO): cytoplasm
Source: RefSeq, a predicted model, not a curated record